Messenger RNA from Sapajus apella (tufted capuchin), 10925 nucleotides. RefSeq names its product diacylglycerol kinase delta (gene DGKD). Lineage: Eukaryota; Metazoa; Chordata; Mammalia; Primates; Cebidae. Gene Ontology annotation, molecular function: ATP-dependent diacylglycerol kinase activity; protein homodimerization activity; protein heterodimerization activity. The transcript is spliced from 28 exons. Bases 5212 to 8457 code for a protein of 1081 amino acids. The record is from RefSeq and is a predicted model, not a curated record. Gene Ontology annotation, biological process: lipid phosphorylation; intracellular signal transduction; diacylglycerol metabolic process.
CCUGGGUUCAGGCAAUUCUCCUGCCUCAACCUCCUGAGUAGCUGGGAUUAUAGUUGCGCGCCACCAUGCGGCUGGGAUUUUUUAAGAUACAGGCUUGGUGGUGUGACUUCACUCAAGUGCUGGAAACAUUCUGUGGUUCUCACCUGGCCAGACAGAAAGCCUACAUGUGGAAGAAGCUUCUCUGUGGUGAAUUCCUAUUGUCUGAGCUUUGUCUCAGGGGAAAGAUUUCCCUCUAGUCUCCCAAAACAAGCACUACAGAGCCCAGAUGUGUUCUGCUUUGGGUGGGUGAAUUUUCACCUUGCAUGUCUGUCCAUCCCUCACAGUGUAGAACUUGUCUCAGUGUGCUUUGAGGUUUCUAGGGUGUGGUGUUGGUUUGUGGUUUGUGGAGGGGUGUGUGUUGGGAGGGAGGGUGUUUUUGUUGGUCUCCUCUAAAAGCUCCCUUCUGAGAGGCUCCUCCAGGACCUCCCUUUCUUCCCUUCAUGAAGCAUCCACCUUGUUUUCAGACACUCAGGCUGUUUAGGAUUCAGGAAUUGACUCUGGGAUGAGACAUUUGAGAGACAAAUUAAGAACAGUUAUGUUUGCCAUGAGAUGUAUGACGGUCAGUAGGGGUCUGGCCAGGGUGUGUAAAAGCCCUGGGAGCUCUGCCCAGAGGGGUUGGAGAUGAUAAGGGGGGAAAUGCCAAGCUCAGGCACUCAGGAGAUUCCCCUCCCCCAGUUCUAUCAGCAGAGUCUGGCUACUGGCAUGGUUUCAGGCUGACCUGUUAACCUUCUGUAUGGCCAAACUACAAGUGCGGGGCACGGCUAGAAUGUGUGUGUCUCUAGUUCUGGCUUGGGCAUGUUAGCAUAUUUUGUGCCAAAAACAUUUAAAACAUUCAAAGAGGAACACAAUGAACACAACUACUUCCAGCUCGAGAAAUAAACAUAAUAGAUACAAUGGAGGCACUUGGAAUUCUCUUUCCUAUCCUUGUUUCUUCCUGCCCCCCCCCCCCCCAGGGGUCACCUCCAUUCUAACUUUGGUGUUUAUCAUUUGUUUGCAUUUUUGUGUGCUUUUUUGACAUGUAUGUGUAGGCAUAAACAAUAUAUAGCAUUGUUGAACUGGUUCUAAAAUGUUGAAUAAAUAUUAUCAGGCUGGGCAUCCACGGCAUUGCUCUUCCUGGAUUUAUCCCUGUAGAUACAUCUAGCUUUAGUUAAAUGGUACGAGGUUUAAAACAACUGAUUCCUGAUUCCAGGAGUUAAAUCAGAAUUUCUGGGGAAUGAGGCAUGAACCUCAGCACCCCUGACAGGCAUGGCCCAAGUUGAGGCCCAUGAUGCUGGUUUUUGUGGCCUCUGUACUGUUCUGGGAUCUAAGACAUCCUAUUGUGGACGUACAUUUUCCCAGAUCCCUGUGAUCAACAGUGCUGCUGUGAAUGUGCUUAUCCUUAUCUUCCUGGGCACAUAGACAAGAGUUUCUCUAGAAUGUGUUUCUAAGGAUAGAAUUGCCAGGUGUGUGCAUCUUCUUAACUGGCAAUUGUCAGAUUACCUCCAGAACUAUCACCAGCAGUGGUCACGUAUGAGUGAUCUCAUUUCUAUAGUGUCUUUAAGUUUUUUUUUUUUUUUUUUUAUUGUACCAAACUGAUGGCAAGAUGAAGACCCCAUGCAUGAGAUAAGACAUGUUGAGACUUUAAUGGACACUGUGCCCUCAGCAUGUCCACAUGGACCUACCGGCUCCCCCGCCACCCCAGCUGUAAAGCUUGCUUCUCCCACAGCAUCCCCUUCCUGGGAUGGGAGCAGCACCCUGCCAGCUGCUCGAAGGUCACUGUGGACUUCUCUCUGUCUCACCCUGUCCCGUCUGUUGUCUUCAGAGCACACCCAGAGCCCAGCCACUCUCCUCACCAUCAUCUCAUGAUGGGGUUACUGAGGAGCCUCCCAAAAGGUUUCCUGAGUUCUUUCCUGCAUCUUAUUGUCAGCUUUCGAUAAAGCAACCAGAAUGAUGCUUUCCAAACUUAAGUUUGCAUGGCUUCUUAUUUUACAUGGAGUAAAAACUAAAGUUCUUACAGAUACCUGCAUGGCCCUCUGUGGCCCUGAUGCUUCUAGGUUGGCCCCUGGCCCCCGUCCUGACACCAGCCCCAGCCACACACCACCAGCCACGCGCCAAGUGCCUGCUUCGGCUCAGCCCUUCCCUGCCUCCUUCCUUGCUUCCUCCUGGUCUCUGCCUCCUUCCUCGCCUUCCCCCUAUCUUUGCUAUGGAGUCCCCUGGCCCCCAGACCUGUCUUUUCUGGUCUCUUGUUUUUCCAUAGUGCUCGCCAUCAGCUGUUACUCUCUAUGCUAUGUAAUUCACUUCUUUAAUAAGUAUUUACUGCCUGCGUUCAAAUGUAACCUCCACAGAAGCAGGGAUCUUUUCUGUUUGCUCAAGUGAAAGACUGCCUGUAUUUAUUUCUGCGGAAGAAAGAAAGAAUUUGGAGCCCAGUGAUGAAGAUAGCACAGGAGAGGAGGUGAAGUUGAGGGAGUAGUUUCUGAGUUGGGAGGUUGGGGGAAUGGGGCAGAGUCACCGGCCUCUGGGACGCAGUGGCAGGAGGACCUCAAGGCCCCUAAGUGUGUAGUAGGACCCUGAGAGCUGUGGCCAGUGGGCUCUGGGGCUGCGGAGGCAGCUCCUUUUGGGGCCUUGCCUUGGCAGCAUCUUGGCCACUCCCAGAGCAUACACUAGUAUUGCAGCAGUGGGUGCUCGGCUGGCCCGCCCCACCCAGGAAGUGCAUUACUAUUGGAGGGCAGGAGCCUGUGAUUCUGACAUCCUCCCUUCACGGCUGAGCUCCUCAGGUUACAUAGCUCCACUGAUUCUUCAAGCACUGUUGUGUUUAGAAAUGAGCCCUGCCGUUUCUGGGGCCUUGCCUCAUGCAGGCUCAAGUACCCAGGCCAUGUGUCACAGCUGAUAGCAAAAUAAGCCCCUCAGCUGGAGGGCACGGUUUAUGACACUCCUGUGUGUGCCUAAACUCGGGUGCGGGGACAGGCAGGGAGGCUGGCGUUUCUCCCCAGCCCUUCUGACAUAGAGGACCUGGUCCUUUUGUUUGAAAAUGUGUACCAAAGGUGUGUCAGCUGUGUCCAUGUAAUAUUUUCUUGGCGUCAGAUGUUUCAUGGUUUUCACUAACUACAAAUACAGGACUUUAGAUAAGAUUACACUUUUAACUUGUGCUGCCCACGUACACCCUUGUCCUUAAGAAACAGCAUUGCUCUGGAGUUACGCCUUGGUUUUCCAAGUUAAAACUUAAAUAUUGUUCGUGGUGGUUGCUUAUUUUUAAUUAAAGCUUUUACUUUGAGAUUCUUUGUACCUUUUACCCAGUUUCCUGCAGUGUUAACCUCUUGCACAACCCCAGUACAGUGUCACACCCAGGAUACUAACCUCGUUACAGUGGAGAUCGGUAGCCUCCAUGCCAGAGGGACCCUCCUUGUGCCCUUUUAUGGCUUCCCACAUGUCCCUCUGUAACCCCUGGCCACCACUCAUCUGUUCUCCAUUUCUAUAAUUUGGUCUUUUCAAGACAUUAUAUAAACGGAAUUUUACAGUAUGUAACCUUUGGAGUUAGAGUUUUCACUCAGCAUAAUUCCCUGGAGCCUCAUUCAGGUUGAUGAGUAUAUCAGUCAUUGUUCUUUUUUAUUACUGAGUAGUAUUCCACAGGUGUGCCACAGUUUGUUACUGAGUAGCGUUCCACAGGUGCGUUACGGUUCGUUACUGAGUAGUGUUCCACGGGUGCGCCACAGUUUGUUAAUCAUUCUCCCACUGAAGGGCUUCUGAAUAGUUUCUGGCUUUUGAUGAUCAUGAAUAAAGCUACUGUAAACGCUCCUGGGUAGGUUUCUGUGCAAACAUAAAUCUUCAUUUCUCUGGGAUAGAUGCUGAAGGGUGUGAUUGCUGGGUCACAUGCUAGUCGCAUACUUGGUUUUUUAAGAAACUGUCAAACUGUUUUGCAGAGUGGCCGUAACAUUUUAUAUCCCACCCAAUAUAAGAUCCUCUUUCUCCAUAUUCUCUCCAGCAGGUGGUGUUGGCACUCGUUUCUGUUGUAGCUAUCGUGAUAGUUGUGUGGGGUUCUCUCGUGCGUUCAGUGUGUUUCCCUGAUGGCUGAGGAUUUUGAGUAUUUUCCGUGUGCUUAAUUGCCACUUGCAUAUCUCCUCUUGCACUGUGAGGGAUGAGGCACUGUGAGGGGUGAGAACUCAUUUCCAGGUGGCGGGAGAAAUAUCCUGGCUCUCUGCUUGGCCUUCUCUGGAUACUCUGAGUGCUGCAGCGCCUGGCUGCAGCCUGGGAGUCGGGUGGGCAUGGUUUCUUCUUGCAGCGCUGGCUAGAGUAAGGUGGGUGUUAUUGCCAUUGUCAAUUUCUGUCUUGUCUGACUGCCCACUUCUUGGCUCCUUGGCCUGGAGGGGCAGGCUUUUGUUGGGGCUUUUCACCUACCCCCCCAGUAUCCAUCACUGUUUUUGGCUUCUGCUUCUUUAGCUCCAAGUCUAGGGUAUACCAGGUUAAAAAAAAACUCAGAGGGCCACCACUGUGUCGUCCCUUGGGCCAAGACCCUCGUCAGACUGCCACCUUCUCUCUACCUUUCAGGUUCUUCUUGUGUUGAUUUUCUAAUGCUCACAGUUUUCAGUUCUCAGCGAGAGGAGUGGGGAAAGGACCUCCGUGUCAUCUGAACUUGGAUCUGUGAAGAGGGAGUCCAUGCGAAAUGUUGUGCUCCACCCAUCCCUGCUCGCUCAUCGUGACCAUUGGACCAUUGUGGGCUCCAGGCCUCACAUUAAUUACUUGUAGGUCUUUUGGGUUGGCCUGUGGUUCCAACAUGACACAGUUUGUAGGACCUUGAUCUUUUUGUCAUUUUACGUGUCAUUUAUGAAUGAGAUCCACGUCCAGGUCCCUGCAUGUCCAAAUUCGUGGUUAUAAAUGGUUGGACAGGAUGUGGCCAUUUGGGUGCUGUGAUUCAGCCUGAUGUGACUCAGUCAACUGCCCUUGUCAUUAUCCUCCAGAUCUUAUUUCUCCACCUUCUAUUUUGAACUCUUGGGAAACCUGGUCAGAGUGGGAGGGGCAGCUAGUCAGAUGACUUAAUGAGAUGUUAAUAUCAUCCUUGUGCUGAUCCUCCAAGCCAGUCACCCUGCCAAAAAGGAAAUGCAAUGUGCCAGACACCGCUAGUACUGAGUGAACUUGGGAGAGCUUGUGGUCAUAACUCCAUGUAGGAAGCUCAUCCUGUGCGCCGAUAACAGAAAAGAAAUGGAAGAUUGGAUCGCAGCAUUAAAGACUGUGCAGAACAGGGAGCACUUUGAGCCCACCCAGUACAGCAUGGACCAUUUCUCAGGGAUGCACAAUUGGUACGCCUGUUCCCACGCGAGGCCGACCUACUGCAACGUGUGCCGUGAGGCUCUGUCUGGGGUCACGUCGCAUGGGCUGUCCUGUGAGGUGUGCAAAUUUAAGGCCCACAAGCGCUGUGCUGUACGUGCAACCAAUAACUGCAAGUGGACCACGCUCGCCUCGAUCGGGAAGGACAUCAUUGAGGAUGCAGAUGGGAUCUCGAUGCCUCACCAGUGGUUGGAAGGAAACCUGCCUGUGAGUGCCAAGUGCACCGUGUGCGACAAGACGUGUGGCAGUGUGCUGCGCCUGCAGGACUGGCGCUGCCUCUGGUGCAAGGCCAUGGUUCACACAUCGUGUAAAGAAUCCUUGCUGACCAAGUGCCCACUUGGCCUGUGCAAAGUGUCAGUUAUCCCACCCACGGCUCUCAACAGCAUCGACUCCGACGGGUUCUGGAAGGCCAGCUGUCCUCCGUCUUGCACAAGCCCACUACUGGUCUUCGUCAAUUCAAAAAGUGGGGACAACCAAGGUGUGAAGUUCCUCAGAAGAUUCAAACAGCUGCUGAACCCUGCCCAGGUCUUUGACCUCAUGAACGGAGGCCCACACCUCGGCUUACGGUUGUUCCAGAAGUUUGACACAUUCCGGAUUCUGGUUUGUGGCGGGGACGGAAGUGUUGGCUGGGUCCUUUCCGAAAUCGACAGCCUCAACCUUCAUAAACAGUGUCAGCUGGGAGUGCUGCCGCUCGGCACCGGGAACGACCUGGCCCGAGUGCUGGGCUGGGGCUCGGCCUGCGAUGAUGACACCCAGCUCCCCCAGAUCUUGGAGAAGUUGGAGAGAGCCAGCACCAAGAUGCUGGACAGGUGGAGCGUCAUGGCGUAUGAGGCCAAGCUCCCCCGGCAGGCCUCCUCCUCCACCGUCACCGAAGACUUCAGCGAGGAUUCCGAGGUGCAGCAGAUUCUCUUCUAUGAAGACUCCGUUGCAGCCCACCUUUCUAAAAUCCUCACCUCGGACCAGCACUCAGUGGUCAUCUCCUCGGCUAAAGUGCUCUGUGAGACAGUGAAGGACUUUGUGGCCCGAGUGGGGAAGGCCUAUGAGAAGACGACCGAGAGCUCAGAGGAGUCAGAGGUCAUGGCCAAGAAGUGCUCUGUCCUGAAAGAGAAGCUGGAUUCCCUUCUCAAGACCUUGGAUGAUGAGUCCCAGGCCUCGUCCUCUCUGCCCAAUCCACCCCCAACCAUUGCUGAGGAGGCUGAAGAUGGAGAUGGGUCAGGCAGCAUCUGUGGCUCCACUGGGGACCGCCUGGUGGCAUCGGCCUGCCCAGCCCGGCCACAGAUAUUCCGGCCUCGAGAACAGCUCAUGCUGAGAGCAAACAGCCUGAAGAAAGCGAUUCGUCAGAUCAUAGAACACACAGAAAAAGCUGUUGAUGAGCAGAAUGCCCAGACCCAGGAGCAGGAGGGCUUCGUCCUGGGCCUCUCUGAGUCAGAAGAGAAGAUGGACCACCGAGUGUGCCCACCACUGUCCCACAGCGAGAGCUUUGGGGUCCCCAGGGGGAGGAGCCAGCGCAAAGUGUUGAAAUCCCCGUGUGAGAAGUUGAUCAGCAAAGGAAGUCUGCCCCUGGGCAGUUCAGCUUCCCUUCCACCCCAGCCGGGAAGCCGGGACAGCCUGCCUGCACUCAACACCAAGAUCCUGUACCCAAAUGUCAGGGCUGGAAUGUCUGGUUCCUUACCUGGUGGCUCAGUCAUCAGUCGCCUGUUAAUUAACGCUGAUCCCUUUAACUCCGAACCAGAAACCCUAGAGUACUAUACAGAGAAGUGUGUCAUGAACAACUAUUUUGGCAUUGGCCUGGAUGCGAAGAUAUCCCUGGACUUCAACAACAAACGCGACGAGCACCCGGAGAAGUGCAGGAGCCGAACCAAGAACAUGAUGUGGUAUGGAGUUCUUGGAACCAAAGAGCUGCUGCACAGAACCUACAAGAACUUGGAGCAAAAGGUCCUGCUGGAGUGUGACGGGCGACCCAUCCCCCUCCCCAGUCUUCAGGGAAUUGCUGUCCUUAACAUCCCCAGCUAUGCCGGAGGAACCAACUUCUGGGGUGGCACCAAGGAGGAUGAUACUUUCGCAGCUCCGUCAUUCGAUGACAAGAUUCUGGAGGUGGUUGCCGUUUUUGGCAGCAUGCAGAUGGCAGUCUCUCGAGUCAUCAGGCUGCAGCAUCACCGGAUCGCCCAGUGUCGCACGGUGAAGAUCUCCAUCCUUGGGGAUGAGGGCGUGCCUGUGCAGGUGGACGGAGAGGCCUGGGUCCAGCCGCCAGGGUACAUUCGGAUUGUUCACAAGAACCGGGCACAGACGCUGACCAGAGACAGGGCAUUUGAGAACACCCUGAAGUCCUGGGAAGACAAGCAGAAGUGUGAGCUGCCCCGCCCUCCAUCCUGUUCCCUGCACCCGGAGAUGCUGUCCGAGGAGGAGGCCACCCAGAUGGACCAGUUUGGGCAGGCAGCGGGGGUCCUCAUUCACAGCAUCCGAGAAAUAGCUCAGUCUCACCGAGACAUGGAGCAGGAACUUGCCCACGCCGUCAAUGCCAGCUCCAAGUCCAUGGACCGUGUGUAUGGCAAGCCCAGAACCACAGAGGGGCUGAAUUGCAGCUUUGUCUUGGAAAUGGUGAAUAACUUCAGAGCUCUACGCAGUGAGACGGAGCUGCUGCUGGCUGGGAAGAUGGCCCUGCAGCUGGAUCCGCCUCAGAAGGAGCAGCUGGGGAGUGCUCUUGCCGAGAUGGACCGGCAGCUCAGGAGGCUGGCGGACACCCCCUGGCUCUGCCAGCCCGCAGAGCCUGGUGACGAAGAGAGUGUGAUGAUGGAUCUUGCCAAGCGCAGUCGCAGUGGUAAAUUCCGCCUCGUGACCAAGUUUAAAAAGGAGAAAAACAACAAGAACAAAGAAGCUCACAGUAGCCUGGGAGCCCCGGUUCAUCUCUGGGGGACAGAGGAGGUUGCUGCCUGGCUGGAGCACCUCAGUCUCUGUGAGUAUAAGGACAUCUUCAUGCGGCACGACAUCCGGGGCUCUGAGCUCCUGCACCUGGAGCGGAGGGACCUCAAGGACCUGGGCGUGACCAAGGUGGGCCACAUGAAGAGGAUCCUGUGUGGCAUCAAGGAGUUGAGCCGCAGCGCCCCCGCCGCCGAGGCCUAGCCUCCACCCUCUCAGCCUGCGGCCUCCACAUUCCCGCCGCCGAGGCCUAGCCUCCACCCUCUCAGCCUGCGGCCUCCGCGCCUCCUACCACUGAGGCCCUGGGCGGACGCUGCAGCCCGCCCCCUUCUCAUGGUGCUACUUCACUCUGUCAGCUACAGAAAGCCUCCAUGACACCGUCCACCAGAGCUCUGGGGUCUCGAACAUAACAACACAGCUACCUUUGAAAUAACACCUUCUCCAGCUCAGAGUCACCUGGGGGACAUGUGUCACGGCCACUCAGCCCUCGCUCACCUGUGUUGCGGACCAGGGAAUCCGGCAGCGUCUGUCCUCUUGGGCACCGCUUGCCUGGCCUCAUGCUCAGGUUGUCCCGGGGGCUCCCCUCCGUGUGUCCUUCCUGGCCACACUGUGUGGCUCCGCCUCCUGGCCCCGGGGCUCUCAGAAACGUGGCUGGGGUCCAGCCGCCCUGUGGCUUCACAGCAGCCUGCAUGGCCCCGUUUGUUGAUGCAGCUUUUGUUGUUGAACAAAAGUCGUGCUCUCUCCUGGUUUGAAAGUAGCCUGGAUGUUUCCAGGCCUGUUGAUGUAAUUUGACAUGAUGGGAAAAGAAACCCCUCCUGCUUGAGCCAAGGCAGUGGGUGCAGUUUCUCAGGCCGGGAGUCCCUCCCUGGGUCCACAGAGCCUGCGCGCCUCCCUCCGCCCCUCCCCCACUGCCUCUGAGCUGUGGGCUGGGGACGCCUCCCCUUCUGUCUCUGGACAUUGUAGGCCUCGAGUCCAGCUUGGGGCCAUGAGUGAGACCGAUCGCCAGCUGCGUCCCCGCAGAGGAUGUGUGUCCACAUGAGUUCAGUGUUUUUGUGUGGAAAACGCUUCCUGGCUCUGGGAAACUCUUUCUGCCCGUUCUGUGGUUCCCAGGGAGUGUGGCCCUGGUGGGCAGGGGUGGUUUGAGCUCUUCACCCUGUCCUGAGUGUCUCUGCCCCUGCAGUGGCUUCUUGUCUUCUGCUGCUGGGCCUGGUGUCGCUGGAAGUGCUGGCCGGGACUUUUGACUUGAUGGUCCACACUGCUCCUGCCCUGCCUCUGUCCUGCCUCUGAACCAGCAGAUGACGGUGCCAGAGGGCAGGGAGCUCCCCUGGGGAGACUGCAGGGACAGUCCCCAGGCGGAGGACGCACCUGGUCCUCCUGCACAUGACUCUGUCCCUUUCCCCCUUGAUAGUCAUCAUUCACAGGGGCUCGUAGAUGUCUGGAAAGAGGUUUCUGGAACCCCAACCCUGGUGUGAGGAGGAAAUAGCUCUGGCCUGGCUGCCUGGCAGUGGCUCCAUGCCCCAAAGAGAAGGGCAGUGUUGGAGUGUCUGCCGGCGCCAUCCCAGCCCUUUAGUCAGCGUGGCUCCGUCUGCUGUGCGGAAGCAGGGCUGCACCUGCAGGGGCGGCUUGGAUGGGGCUGGUUUGCGGCAGCCCCGGCCCUGAACAGGUGGCAGUGACCAGCGCCUGGCCCACCUCUCACAGUCCUCUGUCCCCUCUGCAGUGCCCCCGGGUGGGCCCCUCCGCGUGCCUUGGGGUGCUCCCCUCUGUGGUCCUUCUGGGCUGAGGCCUCUGGAGCGUGCAGGCUGAGCCGGGCCUUGGGUUCCCCCAGCGCAGCGUCCUGUCGCUGCAUGCGUAGUGUUGGGAUUUUGGUGGACUUAGCUGCUCAUGUGGGUGGAAGGUGGUUGUGUGUCACCUUUUGCACCUGUGAUUGUUUCUGCACAGGACGUUGUGGAUGGAGGUAAAGCUGGCCAUGGCAGUUGCUUGGUUUCCCAGGUGGAACGGGUUGGCCCAGGGGAUGAUGGCAACCUGGCCCGCAGUCCCUGUGUGACCAUUGGCCCUGCUGGCCUGGUGGUGUCGGCACCCUGGGGCUCUUGGGGUCCCAGAACAAGCCGGAACUCGGGUGAGGAGGGGACAUGAGGAGAAGCAGCCGACUGUGGCUUCAGGGACAUCAGGGUCACCCCACGUCCUCAGUGUCCUACUCCUGGCAAGGAGUUGGGUUUGGGUUAAAAGUGUUUAAUAUGUUGUCAGUGAUUAAAACAACACUGUUUACAUAAAAACCAUUUUUCUAAUUCUAACAAGUUAGAAGUGAGAAAGGAAUGAACGGGAAUGUUCAGGGAACGGCCCUUUGCUGCUGGGCUGGUGUCCCGCACUGGGGUGUCCUUGCUGUCCGGGAGGCUGCUCCGCUGCCCCGGCCCAGGUCCCCUUUUGCCGUUGCCAGACAGGCCUCACGGUCUGCUGUGCAGAGGAAGGCAGGAAGCAUCCCUGAAGCGUCUUGGAGCAAAGGUUCUGUGCCCUCAGGUGGGGCUUACCCCCCCUCGUAUUUAUAAUCUUAAUUUAUAUAGUGACCACCGUGGAAACAAAUGCCUCUUGUAUUGUUAUGUACAUAGUCCAUGCCUGAGUGCUGUACAUAAGUUGUUCUGUGUAUAAAUAAAACGAGCCUGUUUUUGAUCUUCCAU